GUGAGGUCUAGAGAACAAUAAUAAAUAAAUAUCAAGCAAUAUAAUUCAAGCAAUUAUGGAUAAAACUGAAACCGAGACAGAACCAGUGACGACAACUAUGGCAGACAAAGUCAAAGUACUCUCUAUCGGAGACCCGGACGAGGACGACGUGUCAGACUUCGUUAAAAAAGUAAUCCCUGUUGCUAUUGGUGCUAAACCUGAAUUGUUGACACAUCUUGCUAAACUUUUGUUGGGCACUCGGAAAGCUCCUGAAAUUGUCGACGAUUGGGAGUCGUUGGACUGUUUUAAAGCCGCAAAUAUUGAGCGGCCCAAUAAGCCCAAGCGCUAUGGAUUUUACUGUAACGGUAAAGAUAUUCCUCAUGUUCUGAUGAGUGCACGCACAUAUGAUGCCAAAUGGAUGUUUAACCGAGUCAAACAGCGGCUAAGUGAAGAAAAGUGGGUAUCAGAAAAUGUCAUCGAGACACCUUUCAAAAAUAAACCCAUAGAUAAGGAGUACAGCUACAAAGCUGCUAGCCAGAGCCCGUGGAGUUUACGAUAA
This is a messenger RNA of Drosophila busckii, 538 nucleotides long. NCBI's taxonomy places the organism in Eukaryota, Metazoa, Arthropoda, Insecta, Diptera, Drosophilidae. The transcript has 3 exons. The record is from RefSeq and is a predicted model, not a curated record. Bases 56 to 538 code for a protein of 160 amino acids.